This is a messenger RNA of Leishmania mexicana MHOM/GT/2001/U1103, 1116 nucleotides long. RefSeq names its product 3-hydroxyisobutyryl-coenzyme A hydrolase,putative. The coding region runs from base 1 to 1116 and encodes 371 amino acids. The transcript has a single exon. Gene Ontology annotation, molecular function: 3-hydroxyisobutyryl-CoA hydrolase activity. NCBI's taxonomy places the organism in Eukaryota, Euglenozoa, Kinetoplastea, Trypanosomatida, Trypanosomatidae. Gene Ontology annotation, biological process: L-valine catabolic process. The record is from RefSeq and is a predicted model, not a curated record.
AUGCAUCGCACCGGCGCGCGUUGUAGCGCGAGCGUGCUCUGUAAAGACUACCCACAUGCGCGCCACAUUACCCUCAACCGACCCAAUUCACUGAACGCGCUGGAUUAUGGCAUGACACGAGAGCUGCACCGACUGUACGUGACAGAGCCGGCUCCUCCGUCAUCCCUGUACAUCCUCACCGGGGCGGGCACAAAGGCAUUCUGCGCCGGCGGCGAUGUGAUCGGCCUCGCGACGAACAACCCGUCCGGAUGCGGUCGUGAAUUCUUCUACUGGGAGUACCAAGUAGACUACAAGACGAGCAUCAUUCCUGCUGGGCAGGUGUGCUUGUGGGACGGCUACGUGCUCGGUGGCGGUGCUGGCUUAUCGAUUGGAAGUGCUUAUCGCGUGGCGUCGGAGAAGGCGUGCUUUGCAAUGCCUGAGGUGGCCAUAGGUAUGUUCCCCGAUGUAGGGGCUUCGUGGUUCCUGCCGCGGCUGUCAGUGCCUGGACUUGGGCUCUACAUGUGUCUCACCGGCCACCGGCUCCACGGGGCCGACCUUGUGCACCUUGGGCUUGCAACGCACUUUGUGCCAUCUGCCAAGAUGAGCGAGCUGGAGCAGGCUCUCGUCUCGAUGUCGGACGCAGGUGAUGUAGAGGCGGUGCUAGACAAGUACACGACGCCGACAACGCAGCUGCCACCAUGCACCAUCGCCCAUUCCUUUUCCUCUCUCGCCAGGUAUUUUGACAUAACGGCCAACCUAACCAUAUCGUCCAUCUUGGACGCGUGCAGGGCGCAUGCACAGACGGAUCCGCUGACCAAGGCAGCCGCGGACCUCAUGCCCUCCUUUUCCCCAACGGCCAUGACGCUCGCACUGGAGCUUAUGAAGCGCGGUUCGAAGCUGAGCACACCCGUGGAGGCGUUCCAGAUGGAGUACUGCGUUUCCCAGCACAUGAUCGCGACACACGACUUUCGCGAAGGUGUCCGAGCCCUGCUCAUCGAUAAAGACAAGAAGCCGAAGUGGCAACCGUCAACCGUUGCCAAGGUAACAGCGGAGGCCAUCGAUGCGUAUUUCCGCCCCACCACACCGAACCAGCCGGUCUGGGAUCCAGUGGUGCCGCUCUCGGAGCGCGCAUCGUGA